CCCCUCCUGCUCCGCGCCCGUCCCAAUCACAUGCGUCCGCCUCGCCUGCCUUCUCUCCGCGCAACUGCUCGGUACUCCACCUCCCAAUCGCGACUCCGCCCGGCCGCCGCACGCUCGCCCGCCUCCACCUGCGUCGCAUCCACGCGCUUGGCCUCCGACUGCCCUCCGUCCGGAAGCCGCACGCUCGCCUCCUCUCUCGCCGAGCGCACCGGCCGCCGCCCCGCCGCGCUGCAGAUCCGAGCUCUCCGGCCGCCGCCCCGUCGCGGUCCAGCGCCAAUCUCCUCCGCGCCUCUCCAUCGGGGCGUGCCCCUCGGCUCUGCGACGGAUUCCACCGCGUCCGUCGUGCCCCUCGGAUUCCACCGCGGCCGCCGUGCGCCUCGGACCCGCGCGGCGUGCCUCUCCGCCGCGCCUCGCUCGCCGGAGACCCGUCUCACCCGCUUGCCGUGCCUUCUCUGCGCUGGAGCGGUUCCUAACCUACGAACUGCUCAGGCCGCGCCCCUCCUGCGGCUCACCGCGCGGCAGGAUCUGCUCCGGCUCGAGACCUUCGCCGUCGGCUCCACAUCAGUGUUGUUCUCCUCUCGAAAAGGACCACAGAAGCUCAGGUCCUUGCAGCCGGUGCUCCCAAACAGAGGCAGUCAGCUGAAUCGAGAUACAAAAGAUUUGCGAGGAUUUCAGUGGCCUUCUCGACCACCGUCAACGCCUGCAGGGAUCAAAUGCGCGGUGAUAGAGAAGAAUGUGGAGUUCACUCGGCACCCCCGAGCGCACUUCAUCAACAACCGCACAAUGGAGAUCUUCCGCAAGUUGGAUGGCUUGGCUGGGGACAUCGAGAGGUCCCAGCCCCCAGUGGAUUUGUGGAGGAAGUUCGUCUACUGUACUUCACUCUCCGGUUCCGUUCUCGGAUCGGUUGAUCACAUGAAGCCCGAAGAUUUUGACAAGGUCAUUAGUCCUAUAUCAGUUGCACACUUCUCACAGUACAAGUUAGUUGAUUUGUUACUCAAGAAGCUAGAAGCUAUUGGUUUCCAGACAUGCUUUCCCAGUGAGAUUGGUAUCUCAACACAGGAUGUGGAGCUGGAAAGCAAGAUAUUGAUGGGACAUGAGUGCACAUCCCUUCAGCAGACUGAUGAGGGCAUUUUGGUUGGAACAUCAGUUAACAAUGGGGAGAGGAUACUAGAGAGAAAACUACACUGUGGUAUUCUACUAGGGACAGAUGGUGCGAGAAGCACAGUGCGUGAAUUGGCAGGCAUAUCUAUGGAGGGUGAAAGGGACUUGCAGAAACUGGUCAGUGUACAUUUUCUUAGCAGAGAUCUAGGCAGAUAUUUAUCUAGUCAGAGGCCUGGGAUGCUAUUCUUUGUUUUCAAUCCAGGCGCAAUUGGUGUGCUCGUUGCACAUGACCUGGAGCAUGGGGAAUUCGUAUUGCAGAUUCCAUUUUAUCCUCCUCAGCAGAUGUUUGAAGAAUUCGGCUCUAAGGUAUGUGAGCAAAUUAUUGUCAAAUUAGUUGGAUGGGAGCCAGCAGAUGUUCAGGUUUUAGACAUAAAGCCAUGGGCGAUGCAUGCUGAAGUUGCAGAAAAGUACAUCAGCUGCAACAAUCGUGUAGUCCUUGCUGGUGAUGCUGCUCACCGUUUUCCUCCUGCCGGUGGUUUUGGAAUGAACACUGGUGUUCAGGAUGCACAUAAUUUGGCUUGGAAAUUGGGCUUAAUGCUGAAUGGUGUUGCUUCACCAUCAAUACUGCAAACUUAUGAAUCAGAGCGCCGACCUGUUGCAAUUUUCAAUACUGAACUAAGCGUGGAGAACUUCAAAGCAGCAAUGUCUAUUCCCGCAAGCCUUGGUCUUGAUCCAACUGUUGCAAACUCAGUGCAUCAAGUUAUCAACAGAAGCCUAGGAUCAAUCAUUCCAAGAAAUGUACAGAAGGCAGUGUUGGAAGGGUUGUUUUCCAUUGGUCGGGCACAAGUCUCAGAUUAUAUUCUGAACGAGAAAAAUCCCAUUGGGUCCUUGAGAUUAGCAAGGCUGAGAAGUAUUCUUGAUGAAGGAAAAAGUCUGCAGCUGCAGUUCCCUGCAGAGGAUCUUGGCUUCUGCUAUGAAGAAGGAGCACUAGUUACUGAAGAUUGCAGUCAGAAGACUCAGAAAGGAGUAAAACUAGAGCAUUCUGAGAGGACAUCAAGAGAGUACAUCCCAUCCGCUAAGGUUGGUUUGCGGCUACCUCACAUGCUUGUAAGAGCACUGCCUGCUUCAAGUGAGGUCUGUGAGGUGUGUUCUCAACAUUGGACCUGGUAAGUAUGGAUAAACUUGAGUUUGUACUCAUCAUCGCACCACUGAAAGAGUCAUAUGAGAUCGCCCGUGCUACCCUCAAGGUAGCAGAUGAGUUCAAGCUGUCAGUCAAAGUAUGUGUCAUGUGGCCUCAUGGCUCUGAUGACGUGGAAGUGGAGGAGAGCAGAUAUGUGCUAGCGCCCUGGACGAACUAUGUCAAUGUCGAGGAAUUGCCUAGGGUAUCUGGUAAUUCAUGGUGGGAGAUGUGUCGGAUUAGCAGGAAAAAUGUAAUUCUAGUUAGGCCUGAUGAGCACAUAGCAUGGAGAACGGAAUGGGACAUGGUGAGAGACGCUGAUUCUGAAGUUAGGGGAGUCUUUUCUCGAAUCCUGUGCCUCAAUGGUCACCACGUGUAGGGAUUUCCAUUCACUGCCUGAGUGAGUUUUACGGUGUCACUAAAUUAGUAUAGCAAAGAACCUGUUGUUGUGAUUAUAACCAAUAGGGAAUUGCAUUCAAGUAAAUGUUGCCAUGCACCUGGGACUGGGAUGAUGGUGAACACAUUUGAUCCCUAUUCAGCUUCUUUCUGGUGGAGUAGCA
Messenger RNA from Panicum virgatum (switchgrass), 2838 nucleotides. RefSeq names its product 2,4-dichlorophenol 6-monooxygenase-like. Lineage: Eukaryota; Viridiplantae; Streptophyta; Magnoliopsida; Poales; Poaceae. Gene Ontology annotation, molecular function: FAD binding. The coding region runs from base 31 to 2271 and encodes 746 amino acids. The transcript is spliced from 13 exons. The record is from RefSeq and is a predicted model, not a curated record.